Molecule: messenger RNA, 3843 nt
Organism: Lates calcarifer (barramundi perch)
Lineage: Eukaryota; Metazoa; Chordata; Actinopteri; Centropomidae
Product: collagen alpha-1(VIII) chain
Exons: 5
Coding region: 433-2643 (736 amino acids)
Molecular function (GO): protein binding
Source: RefSeq, a predicted model, not a curated record
AGAAAUAAAAACUUUGACUAGAUUCACAUCUGGGGGCUCACUGGUGCGUGAUCAUUUGAAGCUGAUGCUAAGCUGUCGCCACUGAAGAUCCAGCACUUCUCUUCUCUCUCAGCCCAAGCAGCUCCACCCACCUGCAGAUAAAAGCCAAACCCCCACCAGGGCUGCUGUUCAGCGUCUGUCCCUAACUCUUCAAAGCUCUGUGAUACUUCCACCCUGCAGCAGCAGCACACGCAUAAAGGGCCCAGCAGGACUGCAGCUAACACCUGGCUGGAAUCCCGUGCAUGGCCACUGUCCCACUCAUGCCUUGGAAAAGACCCAGAGAAGCGACCUAAAGUCAGGGGAAGUAGAAGGGAAACCAGACGAAGGAAGGAAGCGCAGGCCAAAGAGGGGGCGACGACCUUCAGUUUGAGAGGAGGAGAACUCUGAAAAAAAAUGGUGGCUGUACCCCUCCAUUCUUUCUAUCUAAUCAUCUACACAGUGUUCCAGCUGUGCUCAUUACACCUGACCCACGGUGGGGCAUAUUAUGGACAUAAACAGCCGCCUCAACAACACCAGCCCCUGCCACAGUACAAUGAUGGGUACCCUCAACAGCAGUUUUUGGGGAAUGAGAUGCCAUUACCGGCACAGUAUGGAAAAGAGCUUCCUCAGCUGCCUUUGCAACUGGGCAAAGAGAGGCCACUAACUGAGGGCAAAGGACAAACAUUCCCCAGAGGGGCUAAAGGUCCACCUCCCGUUGGUCCUGGUGGCGAAGGUCUCAGAGAGGGACUGCAAGGAAUUCAGGGUCCCCCUGGACCAGUGGGACCACCAGGACCACAAGGCCCAUCUGGCCUACCAGGCCAGGGAUUGCCAGGGUUACCAGGAAAGCCAGGGCCUCCUGGUCCCCAAGGUUACCCAGGAAUAGGAAAACCUGGCAUGCCAGGAUUGCCAGGAAAACCUGGAGGACCCGGAUUACAAGGACCAAAAGGUGACCUUGGUCCUAAUGGUGGUGAAGGACCAACUGGACUUCCUGGGCCUGCAGGGCUCCCAGGUCCCCCUGGACUCCCUGGGAUUUCAAAACCAGGAGGGCAGGGGCUGCCAGGACAACCAGGUCCUCUAGGGGAGCCUGGCCAAAAAGGUCCACCUGGGUUACCUGGUCCUCCAGGCAUCAAAGGAGACAAAGGAAUAGGUUUACCUGGUUUGCCAGGUUUGAAAGGACCUGCUGGACCACCAGGUCCACCUGGAAAUGUGGGCAUCCCUGGCAUUGGUAAACCUGGCCUCAAUGGUUUCCCUGGACAACCAGGAAUACCAGGAAAACCUGGUCCUCCUGGAGAGCCAGGACUAGCAGGGCCUCCUGGUGAAAGUGGUCAACCAGGGCCACCGGGCUUGCCAGGAAUUGGAAAACCAGGAAAAGAUGGUUUAAGAGGGCAACCGGGGCUCUCUGGAGGGAAAGGGGAACCAGGCCCUCCUGGUUUACCAGGGGGGCCAGGACUGCCAGGCUAUGGUAAACCAGGGUUUCCAGGACCUAAGGGUCACAAGGGACAUGCUGGUGUUCCUGGACCUCCAGGCCCAAAAGGUGACAAAGGUCAUGGAGGUCUUCCAGGGGUCAUUGGUCCCACGGGUCCUAGUGGUAUGCCUGGUCCACCAGGUCCAAUAGGGCCCCCUGGUAGUCUUGGCUUCCCAGGGCAAAAGGGAGAGGAUGGUGCUAGUGGACCAAAAGGAAAUCCAGGAAUUAAGGGCGAAUUAGGGCCUCCAGGUCUUCCAGGACAGCCAGGCCGGUCAGGAGAGGGUGGACAACCAGGGCCAAGAGGUUUACAAGGCCCUACUGGUCCUAAAGGAGAAGCUGGUAUUAGGGGUUUACCUGGUGCCCCUGGUGCCGCAGGACUACCAGGACCAAGAGGAGAGGGUGGACAACCUGGAGAGACAGGCCACCAGGGACCACAGGGAAUUCCAGGGCUUACAGGACCAGGGGGACCAAUCGGACCUCCUGGGCUGCCAGGGCCAAAAGGCGAAACAGGCAUGCCAGGAAAACCUGGCUAUCCUGGUGACGGAAAGCCAGGACUCCCCGGUCAUAUUGGUCUUCAAGGUAACCCUGGCCCCAGUGGCCCGCCUGGACUUCCAGGGCAACCGGGACAACCUGGACCCCCAGGUCCUCCAGGACUACCUGCUGUAUCUCCUGACCUGGGGCAGAUUCUCCCUGUAACUGGCCCAUACACUGGCCAAAAACAGGUCUACAGGAAGAAUGGAGGCGAGAUUGGUGGAAACGGCCCAGAGAUGCCUGCAUUCACUGCCAAGCUCACAAAUCCGUUCCCUCCUGUCGGCUCUCCAGUCAUCUUCGACAAACUCCUGCACAACGGCAAUCAAGACUACAAUCCCCAAACUGGUAUUUUCACCUGUACCAUACCAGGGAUCUACUACUUUGCUUACCAUGUCCACUGCAAAGGAGGUAAUGUGUGGGUGGCACUGAUGAAGAACAAUGAGCCAGUGAUGUACACUUAUGAUGAGUACAAAAAGGGCUUGCUGGAUCAGGCUUCAGGGAGUGCUGUACUCCCAUUACGACAAGGAGACACUGUACACAUACAGCUGCCGUCAGACCAGGCUGCAGGACUUUAUGCUGGUCAAUAUGUCCACUCAACAUUUUCUGGAUACUUACUGUACGUGAUGUAAGAAAACACAAAGGUGAUAGCGGUGACAUAAGAUGGUAAAUUUCACCAUAUUGAUAAGAGAAUGCAAAGGUACAAUAUAGGUCAAGUUUAAAGGUUUACAAUGAGUGGUGGCAGAAUAUCUUUAAAAAAACGUUUUGAUAGCAGCAACAUACUUCAUUGAAUUAGUUUUUGCAUUAUAUGCAUCACAUCUGUUUUUACACACACGGUUGGAGUAUCAGAAAGCAGUUAUAAAACAAUGAGCGCAGUUUGCAUAGAAAUUUUGUGAUAACCCAUCUGGUUGCUGGCUGUGAUGUUGCUGUGGAGAGCAAAGGUCAAAAAUACUACCAAAUAUCUCAGUUGUCAUAAUCCUUGUAUGUUUACAUUGUGCAUUUACUCUUAUAUCCAUACAUACAUAAUAUAUCAGUGUUCAUGACUUUACUGGAAUAAUUCCUGGAACAAUGAGGCUUUAUGUCGCAGAAUCGUAUUCACUUUUCACUCAUCUUUUGCUUUACAGUUAUAAACUGUACACUGGGCACAUAUGAUCAUAUUGGUUUAAUUGUACAAUGCAUUUACUCACAGUUAUCGUAACAGACACUUGGGUUAUGUAUUAGGGGUCAUCAUACAGUUAUUAAGUUAUUGUUGAUGUUCUAUGUUAUUUGGAAAAUGCAGCUUUCAACAACAGCAUCUUAUGUCUGAAAACCUUUUUGGAUAUUUUAUCCAAUUUCAUACUGUGUCCAGAACAGAAAAAAAAUAUUUGGCCCACAAUUUGGCAAGGGAACCAUUGUUUGAUACUUUUGUUUUGACCAUUUGCUGUCACAGAUUUGUUUUGUUUGUACUAAAUAUGAAUUCUUUGAAUGGUUUUCGUCAGCUUGUCAGUACUCUCUGUAAUUUAUUUGUUUGACUACUGAUUACUUGGGAUUGCUCUGUUUUUUGUUAGAGUAAAUGAGAGAAUUCAUUCCAAAAUGCAGAACACAUGUAUGUUCUGUGGCAAAAAAAUAAGACAAAUAUUCAAGAAAGCUCAUACCCAUAUCAAAGUCUAAUAAUCAAUGUGUCACUGUUUUUCAGUUUUUAUUGUCAAUUAAGGUGUUCAAACUUUUGGAAUGAAAUUCUUUUACAACUUUUUCCCUCCUUUUUGUUCUUUUUAACGUAUUUUAACAAAAUAUGUGAAUUUUGGUCUGUGUUGCUUUUACUGGUGACUUUUAAUAAAGACAGAAAAACAGCA